Messenger RNA from Nicotiana tabacum (common tobacco), 747 nucleotides. RefSeq lists its product as uncharacterized. NCBI's taxonomy places the organism in Eukaryota, Viridiplantae, Streptophyta, Magnoliopsida, Solanales, Solanaceae. The record is from RefSeq and is a predicted model, not a curated record.
AUGGCUGACCAGCAGGCCCAAGCCACAACAAUGAGAAAUUUGGAGCGCCAAAUGGGACAACUUGCUAGUGCUCAAAAUACUCGACCAGUUGGAGCUCUUCCAAGUGAUACUAAGGCUAAUCCUAAGGAAUCUAUUAAUGCUGUGUCAUUGAGGAAUGGGAGACAAUUAGAAGAAGUCCAGUCAAAAAAAAGAAAACAAGUGACCUUUAAUGAGAAGCCGACCACUAUAGAGUCAAAAUCAGAAAAAUCAAAGGAGUUAGAGAAGCCAGCUGAAGAGGCAGUGGCUGAGCAACCUCCACCAGUAAUUUCAAGGCCACCACCUUCGUUCCCUCAAAGAUUGCAGAAAGUGAAGGAUAAUGCCACGUAUAAAAAGUUUCUUGAUAUUUUGAAGCAGGUGCAAAUCAAUAUUCCACUAGUAGAUAUCCUACAAGAAGUGCCCAAAUAUGCAAAAUACAUCAAGGACAUAGUGGAAAAUAAGAGGAGGUUGACCAAAUUCGAGACUGUAGCACUCACUGAGGAAUGUAGCUCUAGAAUCCAAAGCAAGCUACCUCAGAAAUUCAAAGAUCCGGGUAGUUUCACUAUCCAAAUUUCAAUUGGUAAGCAUGCAGUCGGGCGAGCUUUGUAUGAUAUUGGAGCGAGUAUCAAUUUGAUGUCACUAUCUGUUUUCAGACAGUUGGGGUUGGGUAAGCCACGCCCAACAACGGUGAUCUUACAAUUGGCUGAUCACACCCUUGCUCAUCCAGAAUGA